CAUAAGAUGGAAUAUUCCUGGGCAAGACGACAGGAAUCCAAAUGUCUGCUGUCCUGGCUUCUGCUGCUCGCAGCCUGGCAGGCAGGGAGCGGCCAGCUGCGCUACUCGGUCCCCGAGGAAGCCAAACACGGCACGUUCGUGGGCCGCAUCGCGCAGGACCUGGGGCUGCAGCUGGCCGAGCUGGUGCCGCGCCUGUUCCGGGUGGCGUCCAGGGGCGGCGCGGACCUGCUGGAGGUGAAUCUGCAGAAUGGCAUCUUGUUCGUGAAUUCUCGGAUGGACCGUGAGGAGCUGUGCGGGCGCAGCGCGGAGUGCAGCGUGCACCUGGAGGUGCUGGUGGAGCGUCCUCUGCAGGUGUUCCACGUGGAGGUGGAGGUGAGGGACAUCAAUGACAAUGCGCCCGCGUUUCCAGCGACACGGAAGAAUCUGUCCAUCGCAGAGUCCAGGCCCCUUGACACUCGAAUUCCACUAGAGGGAGCAUCUGAUGCAGAUAUCGGUCAGAACGCUCAGCUGACCUACAGUCUGAGCCCCAGUGAGUAUUUUUCGCUGGAAAAGCAAUCUGGUAAGGAGCGAGGGCAAAGUCUUGGGCUUGUAUUACUCAAACCCUUAGAUCGAGAGGAAACUCCGGUAAUUUUUUUAGUGUUAACUGUCGCUGAUGGGGGCAAGCCGGAGCUGACCGGCACCGUUGAGUUGGUCAUCACAAUCUUGGAUGCUAAUGACAACGCCCCGAUUUUCGACAGAGACCUCUACGUGGUGAAAUUACCAGAAAAUGUUCCCAAAGAGACCUUGAUUAUUCAACUUAACGCAUCAGACUCAGAUGAAGGAUCAAAUGGGAACAUUAUUUAUUCAUUCUCACCCGAUAUUUCACAAGACCUGAAGUCGAGGUUCCAAAUAGACCCAAAUACUGGGAAAAUCGUAGUAAAAGGAACUAUAGAUUAUGAGGAAAACAGAUCCUUUGAAAUUCUUGUGGAGGGCACAGACAAAGGACAGCCUCCACUCUCUGGUCAUUGCAGAAUCAUUGUGGAAAUAGACGACAUCAACGAUAAUGCUCCUGAGUUGGAAUUCAAGUCAAUGACACUCCCCAUCAAAGAGGACGCCCCACUGGGCACAGUCAUCGCCCUCAUCAGCGUGUCCGACCGCGACUCCGGCCCAAACGGACAGGUCACCUGCUCCCUCGAGCCCCACGUGCCCUUCAAGCUGGUGUCCACCUACAAGAACCACUACUCGCUGGUGCUGGACAGCGGCCUGGACCGCGAGAGCGUGUCUGGCUACGACGUGGUGGUGAGAGCGCGCGACGCGGGCUCGCCCCCGCGCUGGGCCAGCGCCAGCGUGCGGGUGGAGGUGGCCGACGUGAACGACAACGCGCCACAGUUCGCGCAGGCCGAGUACACGGUGUUCGUGAAGGAGAACAACGCGCCGGGCUGCCACAUCUUCACGGUGACGGCGCACGACGCGGACGCGCAGGAGAACGCGCGCGUGUCGUACUCGCUGGUGGAGCGUCGCGUGGGCGGGCGCGCGCUGUCGAGCUACGUGUCUGUGCACGGCGAGAGCGGCCGCGUGUACGCGCUGCAGCCGCUGGACCACGAGGAGCUGGAGGUGCUGCGCGUGGAGGUGAGCGCGCGCGACGCGGGCGCGCCGCCGCUGGGCAGCAACGUGACGCUGCAGGUGUUCGUGCUGGACGAGAACGACAACGCGCCCUGGCUGCUGGCGCGCGGCUCGGGCGGGCCUGCGGGGGCGGCGGUGGCUGCGAGCGAGCUGGUGCCGCGGUCGGCGGGCGCGGGCCACGUGGUGACCAAGGUGCGCGCGGUGGACUUGGACGCGGGCUACAACGCGUGGCUGUGGUUCGAGCUGCAGGCGGCGCCUGCGGGCGGCGCGCGCUGCCCGUUCCGCGUGGGCCUGUACACGGGCGAGAUCAGCACGACGCGCGCCCUGGACGAGCUGGACGCUCCGCGGCAGCGGCUGGUGGUGCUGGUGCGGGACCACGGCGAGCCGGCGCUCACGGCCACGGCCACGGUGCUGGUGUCGCUGGUGGACGGCGGUCAGGCGUCGCCGUCGUGGUCGCGGGCAUCGGUGGCGGCUGGCGCCUCGGCCUCGGCCUCGGCCUCGGCCUCGGCGGGCGCGCUGGGUGGUGCGUCGUCGCUGGUGGACGUGAACGUGUACCUGGUGGUGGCGAUCUGCGCGGUGUCGAGCCUGCUGGUGCUGACGCUGUUGGUGUGGGCGGCGGCGCGGUGGUCGUCGGGUGCGGCGUCGGAGGGCGCGUGCGUGUCGGGUCCGGCGGCGGCUGCGGCGGCGGCGCUGGUGUGCUCGAGCGCGGUGGGGAGCUGGUCGUGCUCGCAGCGGAGGCGGCAGCGGGUGUGCUCUGGGGAGGGCCCGCCCAAGGCCGACCUCAUGGCCUUCAGCCCUUGUUUACCUGAGUCUGGAGAGAAAGAAGUUCAGCAUCCGGGAACUGAGGAUUCCAAUGCAAAGGUUAGUUGA
This is a messenger RNA of Ochotona curzoniae (black-lipped pika), 2472 nucleotides long. RefSeq names its product protocadherin alpha-4-like. Gene Ontology annotation, cellular component: plasma membrane. Lineage: Eukaryota; Metazoa; Chordata; Mammalia; Lagomorpha; Ochotonidae. The transcript has a single exon. The coding region runs from base 7 to 2472 and encodes 821 amino acids. Gene Ontology annotation, molecular function: calcium ion binding. The record is from RefSeq and is a predicted model, not a curated record. Gene Ontology annotation, biological process: homophilic cell-cell adhesion.